Messenger RNA from Cordyceps fumosorosea ARSEF 2679, 1716 nucleotides. Its product is annotated as tripeptidyl peptidase SED3. The coding region runs from base 1 to 1716 and encodes 571 amino acids. Gene Ontology annotation, molecular function: tripeptidyl-peptidase activity; serine-type endopeptidase activity. NCBI's taxonomy places the organism in Eukaryota, Fungi, Ascomycota, Sordariomycetes, Hypocreales, Cordycipitaceae. The transcript has 3 exons. Gene Ontology annotation, biological process: proteolysis. The record is from RefSeq and is a predicted model, not a curated record.
AUGCACGCUUCUCUUCUGCCUCUCUUUGCCGCUCUGGCGGCCGCGUCUCCGUCUAACCUUCAGAUGGCCCUGAAGCAGGCGCUCCAGACGAUCCCCCAGGGCUGGGAAGUCCACUCUGAUGCGCCCGCCGACCAGAAGAUCGACCUGCACAUCGGUAUCAAGGAGCAGAACCUGGACGAACUCCAGAAGCGCGUCCUGGAAAUGAGCACUCCCGGUCACGCCGAUUACGGCAAGCACAUGACCAAGGACGAGGUUGAAGCCUUAACCUCCCCUACCAAGGAGACCCUGCAGUCCGUUACCUCGUGGCUUUCGUCCCACGGCAUCGAGGCCGGCUCCGUCACCAACGGCCUGAUGCCCAUCACCGUUACCGUCUCCAAGGCUGAGCAGAUGCUCGGCACCAAGUACAAGGUCUACCACCACGCUGCCGACGACAAGUACACCAUCCGUACUACUCAGUACAGCCUCCCCCAGGCCGUGCACUCCGAGGUCACCAUGAUCCAGCCUACCACCAUGUUCAGCGACAUGGGCAUGAUCAACCGUCAGGUCACCGCUUCCACAAGCGCCGCCAAGGCCACCAAGCGAUCCAAGGCCAAGAGGUCUGGGUGCGAUGGCAGCAGCGUCACCCCGGCCUGCCUCCGUGACCUGUACGAUAUCAACUACACCCCUAGCAGCAGCAAGUCACUUCUCGGUGUCUGCGGCUACCUUGAGGAAGUGGCCAGCCAGUCCGACCUGAGCACUUUCCUUAAGAAGAACAGCAUCACCAACGCCGGCAAGCUGUCGAUUGAGCUGGUCAACAAUGGGUCCAACAGUGGCUCCGGCACCACCGAGGCCGACCUUGAUAUUGAGUACACUGUCGGCCUGAGCGCUGGCAUCAACAACGUCUUCUACUCCACCGGCGGCCGCCCUCCCUGGAACCCGGACUCUGGCAGCGACCCCAACAAGAACACCAACGAGCCCUACCUGGACUGGCUCAACUACAUGCUUAACAAGACGGACAUUCCCCAGACCAUCUCUUCUUCCUACGGUGAUGAUGAGCAGACUGUCCCCAAGGACUACGCUGACAAUGUCUGCAACCUGUUCAUGAAGCUGGGUGCUCGCGGUGUCAGCUUCCUGUGCAGCUCCGGUGACGGUGGUGUCUCCGGCGGUCAGCCUACCAACUGCCAGGCCAACGACGGCUCCGGUGCCACCAAGUUCCUACCCACAUUCCCUGCCAGCUGCCCCUGGGUCACCGCCGUCGGUGGAACCACCGGCACGCCCGAGAGCGCCGCUGACCUCUCCUCGGGCGGCUUCUCCGAGUACUACGCCGCCCCUGACUACCAGUCGUCUGCUACCUCUGGCUAUGUUUCCAGCAUCGGUGACCAGUACUCUGGCAUGUACAACCCCAAGGGCCGUGGUAUCCCGGACGUUUCCGCCCAGGCUCUCAACUUCCAGACUGUCAUCGCCGGCCGUAACUCGCUCACCAGCGGCACCAGCGCAUCUUGCCCGACCUUUGCCGCCAUUAUCUCUCUGCUGAACGACUACCGCCUGUCUCAGGGUCAGUCUCCCCUGGGUUUCCUCAACCCCUGGCUGUACAGCAAUGCUACUUCUGGCCUCAACGACAUUACCUCAGGUAGCAACCCUGGCUGCCAAACUCAGGGCUUCUCUGCUUCCACCGGCUGGGACCCCGUCACUGGUCUUGGUACUCCCGACCUGGGCAAGCUGCUCAAGCUUGUCUAA